This is a messenger RNA of Sapajus apella (tufted capuchin), 2872 nucleotides long. RefSeq names its product sarcospan (gene SSPN). The transcript has 3 exons. The coding region runs from base 168 to 899 and encodes 243 amino acids. Gene Ontology annotation, cellular component: sarcolemma; dystrophin-associated glycoprotein complex. The record is from RefSeq and is a predicted model, not a curated record. NCBI's taxonomy places the organism in Eukaryota, Metazoa, Chordata, Mammalia, Primates, Cebidae.
CUGCCUGCUCCCCGUGGCCUUUGGAGGCUCGGUGAGUCGGCUCCAAAUGUUUUCCAUAUUUGUUCAGCCUCCAUAAUUCGAAUACCAGGGCAGGCCGAGUCCGCCUUGCGCCGCGCUCCAGGGUCCAGGGCCCCGCACACGCAUCACCCACCCAGCCACGCAGCGCCAUGGGCAAGAACAAGCAGCCCCGCGGCCAGCAGAGGCAGGGGGCGCCGCCAGCCGCGGACGCCGCUGGGCCCGACGACACGGGGCCGAAGAGGGGCACGGGGGCCCCCAAGGAGUGCGGGGAGGAGGAGCCUCGGACCUGCUGCGGCUGCCGGUUCCCGCUGCUGCUCGCCCUGCUGCAGCUGGCCCUGGGCAUCGCCGUGACCGUGGUGGGCUUCCUCAUGGCGAGCAUCAGCUCCUCCCUGCUAGUCAGGGACACUCCAUUUUGGGCUGGGAUCAUUGUCUGCUUAGUGGCCUAUCUUGGCUUGUUUAUGCUUUGUUUCUCAUAUCAGGUUGAUGAACGGACAUGUAUUCAGUUUUCUAUGAAGCUGUUAUACUUUCUGCUGAGUGCCCUUGGCCUGACAGUCUGUGUGCUGGCCGUGGCCUUUGUUGCCCACCACUAUUUGCAGCUCACACAGUUUACCUGUGAGACCACACUCGACUCUUGCCAGUGCAAACUGCCCUCCUCGGAGCUGCUCAGCAGGACCUUUGUUUACCGGGAUGUGACGGACUGUACCAGCGUCACUGGCACUUUCAAACUGUUCUUACUCAUCCAGAUGAUUCUCAAUUUGGUCUGCGGGCUUGUGUGCUUGUUGGCCUGCUUUGUGAUGUGGAAACACAGGUACCAGGUCUUCUAUGUGGGUGUCAGGAUGUGCUCCCUAACAGCUUCCGAGGGGGCCCAGCAAAAGAUAUAACAUUCUUGCUCAAAGUUGCAAGAGAAAAUAGCACACGGAUAGCUGAGGUUGAACAAAAGAAUUUUCUAAACAAAGAAAGGAAAAAAAUUGACAAUAAACAACAUUCACUGUUCUAAAUGAAUAUUUUUAUAUUUUUAUGAAACAAAAGAGCAUUUCUUCAGGUUUCUAUUGUAUUUUUUUAACAUUCUUUCAGAGAAAGCAAGAUCCAAAUUGAUUUUGGGAUAUUAAAAGAACACUGAACGAGGAAAGAAUGGCAUAGAUCUAUCCUUACAGUCCGGAGCUGAUUCCUGUUAUUCAUUUUAUCCAUGACUUACAUAAUCUUCUUUCCUGCUAGUCCAGUUUGAUGGUGUGAAUGGUGAAUUUCAGGCCCAGUUGCUAAAUUUUGUGGCAUCUUCCUUUGGUUCUCCCCACCUCCAGUCAUCAGCCCCACUCUGUCUUGGAGACAGGCAGGAGGUGGGGGAAGAGCUGAAUCUCUUUAUUUCCCCUGGUAGAGAUGUCUUUAAGGCAUGAAAUAGCUUAAAGAGCAGCGUAGAAACGGAAGAGGCUUUGCAAAAGGCUAGAUAAUUAUAAACACCUGGGUUGGGGCGGUGGCCUCUUCUCUUCAGCUCCCUUAGCUUGGCUCUGUAAGUAGAUCACUUGCUAAAUGCUUUAGAUGAUUGCCUCUCAAUAAUUGAAAGGUGGUGGUAGUUGUAUUCUUAAUGAUGUAGAAGGUUUAAAAAUAAUUACAUUAUGCUUCUAUUCUAUCAUCUAAAACAAAUCAUUAAAACUAAUUUCUAGCUAAUUGUUAAUUAUAAUUAUGCUCAGAAGUCUAUUUAAUGAGCUCUGGCUGUACUUACGCUGCACUGUCAGUGUUAAGAGAAAUUACUCUCACAAGAACAGAGGCCUAAAGAUUCUUUCUUCUGAAAGCCAAGCACCACAAGGAAAAAAAAAUUUGUAUUAAUAGCGCAGGUUAAAAACACUCAUUUAAACAAAAACAAGAGCAUUUGUAAUAGGAAGUGUUUAUACAAAUAGCACAUUUGUGAUAUGUAGAAAAGUAUCUCUCUUGGCAACCAAUCUAUGUUUGAGGAAGAUUAGGUAAUGCUGAUGUGUUCCAUUCAAGGCACUGUAUUUGAUACAUAAUCCUAUUAUUAAUUCGUAUGCUUAGUCAACCUAGAAAAUCAAAAUGAUGUUUUGAAGUUCUUAUUUGAGGAAUAUAGACUUGGCUUGGAGGGUAGUUCUAGUUGUUUUGUUUUUAAGUGACUGUGACUUAAAGCGCAAAGCCUCAAGGUCAGGAGACUUCUCUCUGUGAUUAUUGCUGUUACUACAUUCUGAACUGUAUCCAUAUUUUAAGGAACAAGCUAAAAAUGGAAAUUCAUGAAACAUAAAUGGUAUCAAGAACUUUUUCUAUCAGCAUGCUUUGUUGAAAGCAGAAAUUAAGAUAAUAAUUGAGUUCAAUUCACCUCUCCACAUUGCCUAUGGAUGUACUUUACUAAUCAUGAGAUUCUACCCUAAAAGAAAAACAUUUCUUGUUUGUCUUAGAAGAAAGUGGAAUAAUUCCAUUGAUUGUGAUAAUGGUGUCAGUUUCUACACAAUAUAAAUAUCCAAGUAAAAAGGAAAGCAUUAAGUCAGUAAGCUAGAGGAUUGUAAGUAUCUUUUAUGUCCUCUAGAUAAAACACCCAAUUAACAGAUGUUAAACCUUUUAAUGUUUUGAUUUGCUUUAAAAAUGGCCUUCCUACACAUUGGCUCCAGUCAAAAAGACAUGUUGGAGAGCUUAGUGGGUAAGUCUCCAGAGGAGAACUGAUCACACGCAAAAGUUACGCCAACAGAAUACCAAGCAGAAUGAAGACUUGAAAAAUAUCUUGUGCCCUGUUUUUUUGUUUUUUUUUUUUAAAGCCAGCAACUGAAUCCAUUUUGAUUUUUGUUAAGAGUUUCCUAUACAAAGAAGAAAAUGACUGAGAAUCUAGAAUGUCGUAGGCCAUCCUUUAAAGAGUAAG